AUGACAAAACUUGUACUGUCCGACCGACUUGCGAGAUGGUACCUUCAAUUUCAACAAUUUAAAAUUCUUUAUGGAGCUGCGAAGGCUAUCAAAGGACAAGUAUUGGCAGACUUUCUGGCUGAUUAUCCCAUGCCUGCCGAAUGGGAGUUGAUUGAUGAACUCCUCGAUGAGGAAGUGUUUAUGAUCGAAUCUUCGUGGUCGAUGUAUUUCGAUGGAGCUACUCACCAUGAUGGAACUGGUGUAGGAGUUAUCUUUUAUACCCCUCAAGCAAACAUAUUACUGUACUCUUUCACUUUAACACGUCAAUGUUCAAACAAUGUGGCCGAAUAUCAGGCGUUAAUUCUCGGUUUUGAAAUAGCUGUAGACAUGAAGCAGUUGCAUCUUAGGGUCUAUGGGGAUUCUAAAUUAGUGAUAAAUCAAUUUCUUGGUAUUUACGAUGUUAAGAAACUUGAAUUGAUCCCAUAUUAUAAGUGUGCAAGACAGCUCAUGGGAUAUUUAGACAAUGUCACUAUAGAACAUAUCUCUAGAAAAUUCAGUCAACAAGCUGACUCUUUGGCAAGGUUGGCAUCCAUGAUCACUCUGUCUUCUCAUCGAAAUCAAAUGUCAAUAUGUCAAAAUUGGGUCAUACCUCCAAUGUUCAAUGAAGAAGACAAUGGUGGGGAAGAGAAUGCUUAUCAUAUUUUCGUCCAUGAAAUUGAAAAUGAGGAUUGGCGCCAUUUCAUCAUUGAUUACCUUAAUCAUGGAAAGUUACCAGAAGAUCCCAAGUAA
This is a messenger RNA of Coffea eugenioides, 768 nucleotides long. RefSeq lists its product as uncharacterized. Gene Ontology annotation, molecular function: RNA-DNA hybrid ribonuclease activity; nucleic acid binding. The record is from RefSeq and is a predicted model, not a curated record. The coding region runs from base 1 to 768 and encodes 255 amino acids. The transcript has a single exon. Lineage: Eukaryota; Viridiplantae; Streptophyta; Magnoliopsida; Gentianales; Rubiaceae.